UGAUGGAGCAGAUCCGUCACGCGCAAUUACGCGUUAAAGCGCACGCGAGUUAUUGCGACUUUAUUCAACAGCGCGGAUUUCAGCACAUCAUAAUGAUGAUUAAACAUGGAAAUAUAACAGUUCCACCGUAACAACGAGCAGACACGAAUGGGUCGCUUUGAAGGAACUCUGCGGUUCGGGAUAUCCCAUGAGAGAUGUGUGCCACCUACAUGACCGUGCCACCCUGACCGUGCCACCCUAGUGCUUGACUGGUGACCCUGAAGAAAGUAGUAGCCCGGACACAUCGGCCAGAUCUGUCUCACCUGUACGAUCCGCUCAUCUCCACGGAGCUGCUUUUAUUUUUCAUCUCGUACCCACCUGCAGGAGGCGCUGCAAUGAAUAACCCUCAUAUUUUCACACAUUACAAUUACACAGGGAAACUAGACAAUCGUAACGCCACCGAGGGGGCGCCGUUGACCCCUAAAACAUUGGUGUUUUUGGUCAUAUGCAGUCUCAUCGUCUUGGAGAACUUGAUAGUCUUGGUGGCGAUAUGGCAAAACAACAGAUUCCAUAAUCGGAUGUUCUUUUUUAUUGCUAACCUGGCGUUAUGUGACCUACUCGCUGGUGUCACCUACAUAGUCAACCUGUUGAUGUCAGGUCACCGGACGCUACAGCUGUCCACUGCCGAGUGGUUUGUGCGCGAAGGAAGUAUGUUUGUAGCCCUGGGCGCUUCCAUCUUCAGCCUGUUUGCGAUUGCUAUUGAGCGGCACCUCACUAUGAUUAAAAUGAGGCCGUAUGAUGCCAACAAAAAAUACAGGGUGUUUUUGCUAAUAGGGAUGUGUUGGUUGAUCGCAAUCACCCUGGGGGCACUGCCCAUCUUGGGCUGGAAUUGUCUCGAAAACCUUCCAAAAUGUUCGACCAUCUUACCUCUCUACAGCAAGUACUACGUAGCAUUCUGCAUCACCAUCUUCAUAUCGCUGCUGCUGGCGAUGUCCGUGCUCUACACCCGAAUUUACGUCCUCGUCAAGUCCAGCAGCCGCAAAGUGACCAAGCACAGCACCUCCGAGCAUUCCAUGGCUCUCCUGCGAACCGUUAUCAUCGUGGUGGGCGCCUUCAUCGCCUGCUGGACGCCCAUCUUCGUGGUCCUGCUUGUCGACGUGGCCUGUGGACCCCGGAAGUGCCCGAUUCUGCACAAAGCGGAUUGGUUCAUAGCCCUGGCGGUUCUGAAUUCCGCCAUGAAUCCGGUGAUCUACACGCUAGCGAGUAGGGAAAUGCGACGAGCGUUUUAUAAGCUAGUAUGCGGGUGUUUGGUGGCUGAAGAUGGGGUAGAGUGUAAACAAAACACAGACCCUAGUAGAAGCAAGUCUAGCUCGAAUUGCCAGCGGGCGGCUGAACAAGACAUCGUCGAAACACAUAACACACAAAAUCAACCUGCUAACGAUAACAAGAGUGAAUCCUAGUGCAUAUAGUGGACAUGUUUGAGGCCUAAAGACCAAGUAUACUUCGGUUGUCUGCGUGCCGCUAUGUGUUCAUCAUUAGCAGGAAUGUUCGUGUCGUAUGAGCCUUUCACUGACUGUGCAAAAGCAGUGUUCAUCUCAUCAACACAAUUACUGACAAAAAUGAAGAAUCAUUUACAACGUGACUUUCUUUCUUCUGCUAAACACAAAUUAUGAUUUUCAGUAGAAUAUCUCAGCUCUGUAGGUCCUUACAAUGCAAGUGAAUGGUGACCAGAACUUUGAAGGUCUCAAAAGCACAUAAAGGCAGCAUAAAAUCCGUGUCUUCAGAAGUGAUAUGAUAGCAGGGACGGAUUAUGACUUGCAAAGGCCCUGGGGCCAAUUAUCUCCAAGGGCCCAAGGCUUUGUUGGUCAUGCCCAAAAGUUGUGGAGCAGCAGGGUGUUCGUUGUUUAUGGCCAAAAGAGUUUUCGAGUGGGGGGAUCACCAAACUAGAUCACGCAACCUUAAAGCCCAGGGCCCCCUGGGCAGUCAAGGGCCCCCUGGUAGUCAAGGGCCCCUGGGCACUGGCCCCAUUUGCCUGGUUGGUAAUUCGUCCCUGUAUGAUAGGUGUGGGUGAAAAACAGAUCAAUAUUUCAGUGCUUUUCUACUAUAAAUUCUCCUCCCUGCCCAGUAGGUGGUGUAUGCAUAAAGAAUGGGAAUCACCAAAUUAAAACAUUGAUUAAACCACUGGAGUCUAAUGGAUUACUUUUAUACUGCCUUUAUGUGCUUUUUAGAACUUCAAAGUUCUGGUCACCAUUCACUUGCAUUGUAUGUAUUACUUUUAUACUGCCUUUAUGUGCUUUUUAGAACUUCAAAGUUCUAGUCACCAUUCACUUGCAUUGUAUGGAUUACUUUUAUGCUGCCUUUAUGUGCUUUUUAGAACUUUAAAGUUCUAGUCACCAUUCACUUGCAUUGUAUGGAUUACUUUUAUGCUGCCUUUAUGUGCUUUUUAGAACUUCACAGUUCUAGUCACCAUUCACUUGCAUUGUAUGGAUUACUUUUAUGCUGCCUUUAUGUGCUUUUUAGAACUUCAAAGUUCUAGUCACCAUUCACUUGCAUUGUAUGGAUUACUUUUAUACUGCCUUUAUGUGCUUUUUAGAACUUCAAAGUUCUAGUCACCAUUCACUUGCAUUGUAUGGAUUACUUUUAUGCUGCCUUUAUGUGCUUUUUAGAACUUUAAAGUUCUAGUCACCAUUCACUUGCAUUGUAUGGAUUACUUUUAUGCUGCCUUUAUGUGCUUUUUAGAACUUCACAGUUCUAGUCACCAUUCACUUGCAUUGUAUGGAUUACUUUUAUGCUGCCUUUAUGUGCUUUUUAGAACUUCAAAGUUCUAGUCACCAUUCACUUGCAUUGUAUGGAUUACUUUUAUGCUGCAUUUAUGUGCUUUUUGGAACUUCAAAGUUCUAGUCACCAUUCACUUGCAUUGUAUGGAUUACUUUUAUGCUGCCUUUAUGUGCUUUUUAGAACUUCAAUGUUCUAGUCACCAUUCACUUGCAUUGUAUGGAUUACUUUUAUGCUGCAUUUAUGUGCUUUUUAGAACUUCAAAGUUCUAGUCACCAUUCACUUGCAUUGUAUGGAUUACUUUUAUGCUGCCUUUAUGUGCUUUUUAGAACUUCACAGUUCUAGUCACCAUUCACUUACAUAGUAUGGAUUACUUUUAUGCUGCAUUUAUGUGCUUUUUGGAACUUCAAAGUUCUAGUCACCAUUCACUUGCAUUGUAUGGAUUACUUUUAUGCUGCCUUUAUGUGCUUUUUAGAACUUCAAAGUUCUAGUCACCAUUCACUUGCAUUGUAUGGAUUACUUUUAUGCUGCCUUUAUGUGCUUUUUAGAACUUCAAAGUUCUAGUCACCAUUGACUUGCAUUGUGAGGACCAAUAGAGCUGCGAUAUUCUUCUAAAAAUCUUAAUUUGUGUUCUGCAGAAGAAAGAAAGUUACACAUCUGGGAUGGCAUGAGGGUGAUUCAAUGAUCAGAGAAUUUUCAUUUUUGGGUGAACCGUCCCUUUAACAAUGCACUAACUAUUUAUGCACUAUUAAUUUAUUUUUAAAGUAACAUUCAAUGUUCAAAUCAAGCUCAAUUGACAACAUUUGUGGCAAAAGUUAAUUUCGACUUGUCUUUAAAAAAAGCAAUGGAAGUGAAUGGGUUGCCUUUUUUGGGGGGGGGUUAAGUUUGCACAGAGAUGAUUUCACCUCUAAAGGACUAAAUUGUGACAAUUGUGAUUUUUGUCAUUUUGCACAUCAUCAUCAACUAAACCGUGAUACUUUUGUCGACUGAAAUGAUAAAAAAACACUUAGCGCUUGACCAUCUCGCGGAAAAACGAAGUAUACCCUAGCCUUAAAAGUCAAACGCUUGACGUGCUCACUAAAUUGCACACUACAGCAUUAGUGCAUGGUAUAGAAAGCACUAUAGAACUAUAGUAUGCACUUUGAGUCCACAUUAAAGCAUAAGUGCAUACUGACGUGCACAUUAAAGCAUUAGCACAUGCUAAAGUGCACAUUACAACAUUAGCACAUGCUAAAGUGCACAUUACAACAUUAGCACAUGCUAAAGUGCACAUUACAACAUUAGCACAUGCUAAAGUGCACAUUACAACAUUAGCACAUGCUAAAGUGCACAUUACAACAUUAGCACAUGCUAAAGUGCACAUUACAACAUUAGCACAUGCUAAAGUGAGCGGAUCUGCUAGUAAAGAUCAGUUUUAAUGAUGAGUCUUCAAGUGCGGUUCAAACACAUACAGCACUAAAGAGACUUAUGUCUUGCACAAUCAGUAGCAUCAAGCGUUUUAGCUUAAAUUCAGGAUUAUUAAACCCAAAUCUCACGAUUCUAGCUGGUCACAGAAUUAUGUAGCACUAUAAUUAAUGAUGGACUAUACUCUGUAUGUACUGUAUAUUGGAUACCCAGGUGUGGAUAUAGUGUAUACUAGCAUGUUCUAGCAUAGUCUGUAUGACACGUGGUGAAAACUUAAAUAAUUUAAUUGCAACAUAUGACUGAGAAUAUAUGAUGUAUGUAUGGUGUAAUGUGUAUUAAAUGUAUGCAUUUUAAGAUUAAAGGCGCAAUGCCUUAAACCAGUAGUGACCAGGUGAUUCCAUGUUUGUAGGUCUGGAACAUCAUAAGGAAUAAUGUAAUAGCGCCAUCUGCUGGAUACACAUAUGCAUUGCAUGACAAACUGUUAUUAUCAUCAUUUAUAUGAUCUGAUCUCCUUUUGUACAAUGCAGAGUCAUGUGUUAAAAGCAUUAAAGUCAG
Messenger RNA from Xyrauchen texanus (razorback sucker), 4713 nucleotides. Its product is annotated as sphingosine 1-phosphate receptor 3-like. Gene Ontology annotation, molecular function: sphingosine-1-phosphate receptor activity. Gene Ontology annotation, biological process: G protein-coupled receptor signaling pathway. The transcript is spliced from 2 exons. Gene Ontology annotation, cellular component: membrane. The record is from RefSeq and is a predicted model, not a curated record. Bases 375 to 1439 code for a protein of 354 amino acids. Lineage: Eukaryota; Metazoa; Chordata; Actinopteri; Cypriniformes; Catostomidae.